GCUCUGAACCAAACCGUCUCAUUCGAAAUUGUUCAAGAAUGGCAUCAGGCUGUACCUGUUUCAGUGUGUCCUAAGCUAGCCUUCCUCUUUUCUGAGCACAUGGAUUGUCUCCGUGGGACACUAACCUUGUAAUUCACUUAAACUGGUGAGUUCAUUUCCAAAGUGGGAGGGGUGCAGUGUGUAGAAAUGCAGCAGGUGGCCGUUCGGCAACGUCAGAGGCAAGUUCUGCUUAAAUGCAGCGGUAUCCAAGGUCAGCUGGUCCUCACCAAGAGAAGACUGGGCACAGAACGACUGUGGCUGGAACGCUUGUUUUGGUUCCAGCCAGCCAGGUAGGCGUCCGUUAUUCCGCCACAAAGGGCUCCGUGUGUGAGUCAAGAGCCCCGACGGGAUUUUCCUCACCAUAGUGGUGAAACGCUCGUCAGCUCGGGGAGCGCGGAUUGUUCAGCCGCACAGACUGAAACUGACCCCCUGGAACAAUCCUGGGGGCAGCUGAAGCGGCCAGUAUGAGUUGUCCUAUCAGGACCGCCGGCAGGCGAAGCGGAAGAGCGUCACUCGCCAUCUUUCUUCCUGGUGCCUCCAUAGUUGGCCCGGUGGUGUCAGUUUAUGGAGUGGCAAGCUGUUCAGCCUCGGGGUUUUUGUAUGACCUCCAAACCUAGUAACAGAGUCAGGUGGCAGCAGUCCAGGGAUUCGGACGCAAGAAGUGGCGAUCCGGUGCAACCAGUUUGAUCAGGAGCGCCGGAGAACGGGGCGGAAAUUCUUCCUCCGCCGUCUUUCUUCCUGGCAACUCUCCUUCCUUGCAAGGCUGUCCAGUCAGCUGAGGGAGUCCCGGGUCGCUGGACCCCAGCGGCUCCACGGCCCCUGAACCUAGGAGCUGCGUGAGGCCGCAGGAGGCCCCGAGCGCAGCCAUGGAGUCUUUAUCCUUUGAGGAUGUGGCUGUGAAUUUCACUUCAGAGGAGUGGGCUUUACUGAAUUCUUCCCAAAAGAGGUUGCACAAAGAUGUGAUGCAGGAAACCUUCAGGAACCUGGCUGCCAUAGCAAAAAAACAAGAAGACAAGACCCUUGAAGAUGACUAUGAAAGUUUAAGAAAAAUUCUUCCCAUUUCAGUUCAGACUGUAUACAAACUAUGUGAGAAUCAAGAAUAUGCAGAGAAACCAGCCAUAUAUAAGGAAUGUGAGAAAGUCUUUAGUUCUCCUCAGUGCUUUCUGGAACACGUAAAGACUCAUGUGGAAGAGAAAACUUAUGAAUGUAAGCAAACCGAGGAAGGUUUUAGUAGACACAGUAAUGUUCAGGUCCCUGAAAGAAUGCAUGCUACAGAAAAUCCUUGUGUUUUAAAGCAGAGUGGAAAAGACUUUUUGACUCUUGCUGAUAUUCAACAGCACAUAACACAUAAUGGACAUGGGCCAUAUAUAUGUAAAGUAUGUGGUAAAGCCUUUCACUCUUCCAGUUCUUUCUUGACACACGAAAAGACACAUAAUGGAGAACAGCUUUAUACAUGUAAGCAAUGUGGCAAAACCUUCACUUAUUCCAGUGGCCUUCGCCGCCAUGAAAGGACUCAUAGUGGAGAGAAACCCUAUGAAUGCAAGCAAUUUCUGAAAGUCUUUCCUUGUUUGAGUAAGGUUGAAAGUCAUGAACAAACUAAUGAUGGAAUAAAAUACAUAUGUAAUCAAUGUGGGAUAGCCUUCAGUGAUCACAAUUCCCUUCAAUGCCAUGAAAAGAUUCACAGUUUAGAGAAACCCUAUAUAUACAAGCAAUGUGGAAAAGCAUUCACUUGUUCUAGUGCCUUGCGAAGACAUGAGCGAAUUCAUACUGGAGUGAAACCCUAUGAAUGUAAGGUAUGUGGGAAAGCCUUCAUUGAUUGCAGUUCUCUUCAAUGUCAUGAAAGGAUUCAUAGUGGAGAGAAACCUUAUGUAUGUAAGCUAUGUGGGAAAGCAUUCAGUCGUCAAGGUUCUCUUAAAUGCCAUGAAAGAAUUCAUAGUGGAGAGAAGCCCUAUGCAUGCAAGCAAUGUGGGAAAAACUUCAUGCAUCACAAUGCUCUUAGAUACCAUGAACAGAUUCAUAGUGGAGAGAAAUCCUAUGGGUGUAAGCAAUGUGGGAAAGCCUUUGUGUUGAGCAGCGCAUUGAAAAAACAUGAACGAAUUCACAGCGGAUUGAAACCUUGUUUGUGCAGGGUGUGUGGAAAAGCCUUCACAUUUCAUAGUUCCCUUCAUUGCCAUGAAAGGACUCACACCGGAGAGAAACCCUAUGUAUGCAAACAGUGUGGAAAAGCCUUUAUGUAUCACAGUUCUCUUCGUUGCCAUGAAAAUAUUCACAGUGCAGAGAAACCCUAUGUAUGUAAGUUAUGUGGGACAGCAUUCACUUAUCAUAGUUCUCUUCAACGCCAUGAAAGAAUCCACAGGGGAGAGAAACCAUAUGUAUGUAAGUUCUGUGGGAAAGCCUUCACUGAUCACAGUUCCCUUCGAUGCCAUGAAAGAAUUCACACUGGAGAGAAACCCUAUGUAUGUAAACAAUGUGGGAAAUCCUACAGUACUCAUGGUUCUCUUCGAUACCAUGAAAAGAUGCACUGUGUGUAAGCUACAUUGGAAGACCUUCUCUUUGAAUAAGUUUUAAUCUCAUUAACAACAACCAAAAUAAAAAACAAACUAUAUGGUUGUAAACAAUGUGAAUAAGCCUUAACAUGUUGUGGUUCCCUUCAAAAACAUGAAUGGAGACACAUUGGAGAAUAUCUCUAAAUAUAGAGUAAAGGAGAGCCCCAUUGUUACAAACUCUUUCUAGUAAGCAUGAUGGCAUAAUGAAUUUAAUGUGUAUCAAUGUAAAGCAUGUGGGAUUAUCUCUACUUGUCUCUGUUCAGUUCUCAAAAAAAACCAAAACACUAGGAGGAUGGGGAGAUGGCUCAAUCUGUAUAGUGCCUACCACAGAAGCAUGAGAUCCUGAGUUUAAAUCCUUAGCACCCAUAUAAAAGCCAGACAUGGUGACACAUGCCUGUAAUUCCAGUGCUAGGGAGGCAAAGACAAGAGAUCCCUGAGCUUGCUGGUUAACUAGUCUACUCAAGUCUAUUCAGAUUCAGUGAGAGAUCUCUCAAAAAGUAAAGUGGAGAGUGAUUAAGGAAGAUAUCCAACGUUAACAUCAACCUCUGGCCUCUACAUGCAAGUACAGUGUGCAGCCACACACAUAUGAACACUCAUCCUCACAUGUAUGCACACCACACACACAAAAGGACACAUUGUAUCAAGAACCUUGAUUAGAAGAAAUCUGUAAGUCUUCAGUUGGCCAGCAUAUACACAGUCAAAACUUGUAAAUGUAAGUAGAAUUGUCAUUUGUAGCAUGUGUCAAAGGCUGAUGUAGUAGGAUUCUAUUAACAUAACUAAUGUGAAGAGCCUGGCAUAAAAUAAUUUAUGGAAUGCUUUAGAAAUUACACCCUUUAGAGGAAAUGUUCUAAUGUUUAUAAAUGUUUGUCAGUGUCACAUUCUUAAGUAGAUCUAAACUGUGCUUUAAUUUUUUUUCUUGAAAAUCAAUGUUUCAUUGAAAUUAUUUGCUAAGGUUUACUUAAACAGUUGCAUGUGCUUAAUCUGUAGUUUCAGUAUUAGUAAAUUCAGUUAAUAACUUUUUCUGCUUUUAAUUUUAAAUGUUGAAUUGAAAUGUCUUUCUAAUAUGUGAGCAGUCAUAAUUUUUAUGUAGUUUUAAAAUAAUUUUGCUAAUGGACUUGUAAAAAAUUUUAAAUUGGGGCUCUGAAAAUGGCUCAAUGGAAAAGCUUCAGGACCUAGGCCAGAUCCCCAGCACUAAUGCCAAAAGCCAGCUAUGACUAAACAUGCCUGUAUCCCCAGCAUUGAAAGUAGGGGUUCAGGAAGAUUACUGGAGCUUGCUGGCCAACUAGUCUAGAUGAAAACAAGCUCUAAGAUUAGUGCAAGGCCAUGUCUCAAGCACAUAAGGCAGAGAGGUAGGAGAGAUUUACCUGAUGUUGUCCUCUAGCUUCCACACAUGCAAGCUCAGUGCUCACAAAUAUGAAAGGUUAUUAAUACUUAUGAUUUUCCUACUAGGCUCUUGUCAUAGGUCAUAUAUGUAUAUAAAUUCAGAACAAAUGACUUUAAAGUAGAUUUAACUAUUUUUCACUUUUAAUAUUUUCUCCAAAUAAGAUUUCUGUACAUAUUUUAUAUUUUAACUGUUUUCAACAGUGUAUACAUUGACACAUGUUAUUUUUCAUAUAUGGACAAUAUAUCUGCAAAAUAAUCAUCAAAAAGAGAUCAACUUUACAAUUUUUCAAAUUUUUCCUUUCAUGUUAUAGUCAUUGUCAAAAUACUGGUGAAAUGUCUUUAUGUAGUAGAAUCCUACUAACUAAUGCUCUUUUUAUAUUUAUAUUUAUGUUAUAGUUUUUUAUCAUAAUUUUCCCUUUACUUCUCUUAUCAAAAGAUAUAUCCCACUGGUUUAAGUAUGCUCUGGCCAGAGAUAACCAGGACCAAGUCAUUAGUCACAACGAAUGUAAUGGAUUGCUGUAAUAAAUCUAUCUACAUACCAUA
Molecule: messenger RNA, 4511 nt
Organism: Peromyscus californicus insignis
Lineage: Eukaryota; Metazoa; Chordata; Mammalia; Rodentia; Cricetidae
Product: zinc finger protein 709-like
Exons: 3
Coding region: 906-2570 (554 amino acids)
Biological process (GO): regulation of transcription by RNA polymerase II
Molecular function (GO): DNA-binding transcription factor activity, RNA polymerase II-specific; RNA polymerase II cis-regulatory region sequence-specific DNA binding
Source: RefSeq, a predicted model, not a curated record